UAGGCCACGGCCCCCACCCCCUACUCAAGUUGACUGCCGACCUCAUCCGAAAGACUCGGAUUUUCCCAGCACUGCCACAACGCAAAUACACCGAACGUUCACCUCUUCCUUUUCCUUCUCUCCCGAUGCCAAAAAGGGCACCCGAGAAAUCUAGAUGCUCACGUCUAUUACUAAAUUUCUUUUAACAGCUCCCACACCCCAACUUCUCCUUCAAUUCUUUUCACAUUAUAAUGCCCUCCUCCCAUUUUCUGAGCGUCUCCAAAGCUUUCCCACUUCCGAUUAAAGUAUCAAACACGACUUUCUGUUUCUCUGUAUAGCUCUUCUCUCUGUACACAUCUCUUGGUACGGAAAAUAUAUUUCUUUCCUCUUCUUCUUUUGAGGUUUUGUUUCGCUAUGUCUUCCAUAUCACAAGGUUUGGUCUUGGCCACCGCCAUGGUUAUCUCUAGCACAGCUCUGUUUCUUGCUUAUUGUAGGCAGAAGUCUUUCCCACCAACCCAGAUUUCGGAAAAUCAGGAUCCCCAGCGCCCGGAGAAGCAAAUUCUACGUUCUUGCUUAUAUUCAGAGGAAAAGAAAAAGGAGAGAAAGAAGAAGAAAGUGCAAUUUGCAGAGGAUGUGAAGGACCCAAGUGGGAAUGGCGACGAAUACAGAAAGGAGCAAACGAAGCCGAGCAAAGUUGAAAUAGGUUGCAGAAACGAAAUCCGGGGAGUUCGUGGAAUGCCAGAGAAUCGGAUUGCUUUGUACAAUGGAAUUCUCAAAAACCGUGUGCAAAGAAUGCAGUGUUCAUAUUGAUGAGUUGUAAACUUCUUGGAUUUUCUGUUUUCUUUAAAAACAGAACAUUCAGGAUUCACCCAUGAUAAAGACAGGCUUUUGUGGUGGGAUGGCUUGUGAAAGAGUUGCUUUUGGAGUGGAUAAUUAGAACCGAGUUAAAGACCAAUGGCUUGUUAGAACUGCAGCAGCUGAGUUGAUUGAAAGACCCAAACCAUCACAGGAGUGAAGUCAAGUUUGAAUUAAUUGCAAAGGCCGAAUUCGUGUGAGUUUUGAGAGUGACCUUUCUUUGGAACCAUAGAACAAAGAGGUGUUGAGCAUUUCAGCCCCCCUUCAAUUAUUGAGUCAGAGACAGUUGUCUGUGAGCUUAGAUUUCAACCAGCCCAACAAAAUUGACCAAACCAACUGUUAACAGAUAAUAACAUCUCUCUAUUUUUUUUACUUUGUUCAAUUUUUUUCUCUGUUUUUUUUGGGGGGCUUUAUCUUGGUAGGUGGUGGUAGAUAUAGGGAAAAUGGUUGCAGUUUUCAGUUUUAUUUAAUGAAAUGGUUGAGACUUCACA
Molecule: messenger RNA, 1325 nt
Organism: Carya illinoinensis
Lineage: Eukaryota; Viridiplantae; Streptophyta; Magnoliopsida; Fagales; Juglandaceae
Exons: 3
Coding region: 394-789 (131 amino acids)
Source: RefSeq, a predicted model, not a curated record